Molecule: messenger RNA, 10819 nt
Organism: Epinephelus moara (kelp grouper)
Lineage: Eukaryota; Metazoa; Chordata; Actinopteri; Perciformes; Serranidae
Gene: pik3ca
Product: phosphatidylinositol-4,5-bisphosphate 3-kinase, catalytic subunit alpha
Exons: 26
Coding region: 527-3733 (1068 amino acids)
Biological process (GO): cell migration; phosphatidylinositol 3-kinase/protein kinase B signal transduction; phosphatidylinositol-3-phosphate biosynthetic process
Cellular component (GO): phosphatidylinositol 3-kinase complex, class IA; plasma membrane; cytoplasm
Molecular function (GO): 1-phosphatidylinositol-4-phosphate 3-kinase activity; 1-phosphatidylinositol-3-kinase activity
Source: RefSeq, a predicted model, not a curated record
UGUGUGUGAGAGGAAGGGAGGAGGGCCCCGGACAGACAGCGUGGCUGCAGUGCCGCAGCAAGACAACUCGUCCAGUCGACCAGCAGUUCAGCUGCUCAUAACAUCCUCAGCCUGAGCCCCUCUGACUGGACAUUUUGGGACAUAUUUUCUGUAACUGAACGCCUCACAACCCACAUCACGAGAGGAUUUAUUUUCGGUGUGGAGUAAGGGCUGCUGUCUCGGAAAGGUGGCACAGAAGCUGACAGACGGUAGAUAACAGCCUGCUUGUUUGCCCGGCGCCGGGAGCCACCAACCCGGGCCGUUUGGGACUGGUGGGGUUGGCUAGCUGGAGGGCUAGCAUUAGCUGGGGAGAGCCUCUCACACCAGCAUCCGUAAACACUUCGCUGCGUUGACGCCAACUCAACAGGCAUGAAGAUGGAUUGAAACAUGAAGGGUGGAACUGUCCCAUCAUCCAAAUAGGAGGGCGUCUCUCUUAGGUUGUGCUCACAGCUUAACUGUGUGACUGAGCUGGGAGACAUAGAGGAAGAUGCCUCCCAGGCCGUCCUCAGGGGAGCUAUGGGGCAUCCACUUGAUGCCUCCCAGGAUCCUGGUGGACUGCCUGCUGCCCAAUGGGAUGAUUCUUACCCUGGAGUGUCUCCGUGAGGCCACACUCAUCACCAUCAAACAUGAGCUGUUCAAAGAGGCCAGGAAAUAUCCCCUCCAUCACCUCCUACAGGAAGAGACGUCCUAUAUCUUCGUCAGUGUUACACAGGAAGCAGAGCGGGAAGAGUUCUAUGAUGAGACCCGAAGGCUGUGUGACCUCCGACUCUUCCAGCCCUUCCUCAAGGUCAUUGAACCAGUUGGCAACAGGGAGGAAAAGAUCCUCAACAGAGAGAUUGGUUUUGCCAUUGGUAUGCCUGUGUGUGAAUUUGACCUUGUGAAGGACCCAGAGGUUCAGGACUUCAGGAGAAACAUCCUGAAUGUUUGUAAAGACUCUGUGGAGCUGAGAGAUGCCAACGGGCCCCACAGUAGAGCACUGUAUGUUUACCCACCCAAUGUGGAAUCCACACAGGAACUUCCAAAACACAUCUAUAACAAACUGGACAAAGGUCAAAUUAUUGUUGUGAUUUGGGUGAUUGUUUCUCCAAACAAUGACAAACAAAAGUACACAUUGAAGAUCAACCACGACUGUGUGCCUGAACAGGUGAUUGCUGAGGCCAUUCGUAAGAAGACACGCAGCAUGCUGUUGUCACCAGAGCAGCUAAAGAUGUGUGUUCAGGAAUAUCAGGGUAAAUACAUCCUCAAAGUUUGUGGCUGUGAUGAGUACCUGCUGGAAAAGUACCCCAUCAGCCAAUAUAAGUAUAUCCGUAGUUGCAUCAUGCUGGGCAGGAUGCCUAACCUGAUGCUAAUGGCCAAGGACAGCCUAUACACUCAGUUGCCUACAGAUAACUUUGUCAUGCCAUCAUACUCUCGACGCAUCUCCACGGCAACAUCCUAUAUGAAUGGUGAGGCAGCUGCCAAGUCGCUGUGGACCAUCAACGGAACGCUGCGAAUCCGGAUCCUAUGUGCCACCUAUGUUAACGUCAAUAUACGGGACAUAGACAAGAUAUAUGUGAGGACAGGUAUUUACCAUGGAGGUGAACAGAUGUGUGACAAUGUCAACACUCAGAGAGUACCCUGCUCUAACCCCAGGUGGAAUGAGUGGCUCACGUAUGAUAUGUACAUCCCAGACAUACCCCGUGCUGCCAGACUCUGCCUGUCCAUCUGCUCUGUCAAGGGCAGGAAGGGAGCCAAGGAGGAGCACUGUCCACUGGCGUGGGGUAAUAUCAACUUGUUUGACUAUACUCACACUCUGGUGGCCAACAAGAUGGCUCUGAACCUCUGGCCUGUCCCUCAUGGCCUUGAAGACCUCCUCAACCCCAUAGGAGUCACUGGAUCCAACCCUAAUAAGGAAACCCCAUGUCUGGAGCUGGAGUUUGACCACUUCAGUAGUUCAGUCAAAUACCCAGAAAUGAAUGCAGUUGAAGAUCAUGCAAACUGGACCAUCUCAAGGGAACUGGGCUUUAACUACAACCUCUCUGGACAGAGCAACCGGUCGGCCAGAGAUCACGCCCUGACAGAGAGCGACACUGAGCAGAUAAGACAGCUGAGUAACAGAGACCCUCUUUCAGAAAUCACUGAGCAGGAGAAAGACUUCCUCUGGAGACACAGGCACUACUGCAUGAAUAUCCCUGAGAUCCUUCCUAAGAUCCUUCUCGCUGUCAAAUGGAACUCCAGAGAUGAAGUAGCACAGAUGUACUGUCUGUUAAAGGAAUGGCCAUCUAUCCGUCCUGAGCAGGCCAUGGAGCUGCUGGACUGUAACUAUCCCGACCCCAUGGUCAGGCAAUUUGCUGUGCGCUGUCUUGAAAAAUACCUGACUGAUGACAAACUGUCUCAGUACCUCAUCCAGCUUGUACAGGUAUUAAAAUAUGAGCAGUAUCUUGACAAUCCGCUGGCCCGUUUCCUCCUCAAAAAGGCCCUGACCAAUCAAAGGAUAGGUCAUUUCUUCUUCUGGCAUCUCAAGUCAGAAAUGCACAAUAAAACAGUGAGCCAGAGGUUUGGGCUGCUGCUAGAGGCUUACUGCAGGGCAUGUGGCAUGUACCUCAAACACCUGAGCAGGCAGGUAGAAGCCAUGGAGAAGCUCAUUAACCUCACUGACAUCCUUAAACAGGAGAAAAAGGAUGAGACACAAAAGGUCCAGAUGCGGUUUCUUGUGGACCAGAUGAAGAGACCGGACUACAUGGAUGCUCUGCAGAACUACACUUCUCCUCUCAACCCUGCACACCAACUGGGAAACUUGAGGUUAGAUGAAUGCAGGAUCAUGUCAUCAGCAAAGAGGCCAUUGUGGCUGAACUGGGAGAAUCCUGACAUCAUGUCCGAGCUGCUCUUUCAGAACAAUGAGAUCAUCUUCAAAAACGGAGAUGACCUGCGGCAGGAUAUGCUGACGUUGCAGAUUAUUAAAAUCAUGGAGAAUAUUUGGCAGAAUCAGGGACUUGACCUCAGGAUGCUUCCGUAUGGCUGUCUGUCAUUAGGAGACUGUGUGGGUCUCAUCGAGGUGGUUCGCAGCUCCCACACCAUCAUGCAGAUUCAGUGUAAAGGAGGCUUGAAAGGAGCCCUGCAGUUCAACUCAAACACUCUGCAUCAGUGGCUCAAGGACAAGAACAAGGGCGAGAUGUAUGACAUGGCUGUUGAUCUGUUUACGAGGUCCUGUGCUGGCUACUGUGUAGCUACAUUUAUUCUUGGGAUAGGAGACAGACACAACAGCAACAUUAUGGUCAAAGAUGAUGGACAGUUGUUUCAUAUAGAUUUCGGCCAUUUCCUGGAUCAUAAGAAGAAGAAAUUUGGCUACAAGAGAGAGCGAGUUCCUUUUGUACUGACACAAGACUUCCUCAUCGUCAUCAGCAAGGGAUCCCAGGAGUGCGCAAAGACCAAAGAGUUUGAGAGGUUCCAGGAGAUGUGUUAUAAAGCCUACCUGGCCAUCCGACAGCAUGCUAACCUCUUCAUUAACCUGUUCUCCAUGAUGCUGGGCUCUGGCAUGCCUGAGCUGCAGUCAUUUGAUGACAUUGCCUACAUUAGGAAGACGCUGGCCCUGGAGAAAACUGAACAGGAGGCUUUGGACUACUUUAUGAAACAGAUGAAUGAUGCUCACCAUGGAGGAUGGACCACCAAGAUGGACUGGAUAUUCCACACAAUUAGACAGCAUGCACUAAACUGAUCUCCUGCACACCAACAAAAAAAUACCAGUCCCACCUUGGAGUAACAGCUCACUGAUGAUGGAAGUUUGCAGCUUGAUUUUUUAUUUUAUUUUUAAGACACCAGUUAAAGCACUAUUUUUUAUUUAUCCAAACGAGGUUCCUGUUUUUCUGCAUUUUCCCCUCCAUAAUCAUCUGCCUCUUUCUGUGGUCUUGGUGGUGCCCUCGCUCUACUCUCUGCUUGUUCUGGGGUCCACAAGAGAGUCCUCUCGUCCUGGUGAAGACGUGCCCUACCUGGCCGAUGCUCGUAUCCUUGGCUACUAUGCUUCCUCUGUUUUUUCCCCAACAAGGAACAAACUGGGUAACAAAGGAAAUUUUGCCCCUUACCCCGCUGCUCUUGCUGGAAAAACACACAUUGUAUCUGCCAAUCUAUAAAUGUAGCUACAAAGUAAGUUCAACUUACUGCCCUUCUGCUGUAUAACGUCUGCACUGUGGCUCCACCCCAGAAAGGAGGUGCUUGGGAACUUUUUUUUUUUUUUUUUUUUUUUUUUAAAUCUCAUCACUGCUGAGAAGAUAGCAGGCAGAAGGAACCGUCUAAGUGAUCUCUCAAGAUACAAGUGUUACUCAACUUGUUGCACAGUGCAGGGUUACUGGAGUAUGGGGGCCUCUAUGAUGACUACCACUGCACAGUCUUCCACCAUCUUUGUGGUGAAGUUGCUCUCCUGAGCUGAUUCAGUGUCAGCUUUCCCACCUUUUAACCCUUUUGUGAGGAAAUUUCGAAGCUCAAAAACUGCAGAAGAGUCUCUGUGUUGUUUUGCACAGCUCCGCAGUCUCCCAUGGCCUCAUGAAAAAGCGCUCCACCCCCAGGAACAUUUGGUGGUGGUGCUGCUUUAGACUGUUGCAUAUGAUAUUAACUUCAGGGUGAUGAUGCCUCUCCAUCAGAAAAAAAACAGCACUUAGAAAUACCAGAAUAAUAUACAGAUUUAUUAUGACUUUUUGAAUUUAUUUAUGUAUCUAGUCUCUUUCAGUUUCUACACAGGCAAAACUCCACUCUCCAGAGACACCCCAUUGUUUGUGUAAAUAUAUUUGGAGGCUUUUUUGUAUUUGUGUUUACCUAUUUGCUUCCUUUUUCUGACAACCACGUGCAACAGCUUUCCACUUUUUGUUGAUUCCAUAGUUUUGCUCAUAUUCGUGAAUUAAGACUGCUGAUGCCUUUUUAUCCUCUGUCACUUUUAAGUCAAACAUCUCAUUUGACAUUAUUAGUAGUAGCCCAGUUUGUUGUAUUGUGGCUAGUUUGCAGCCCUACUUGGAAUUUAUACAAAAAAAAUUUGUUUGGGGAUGCAAAUUGGUGAGAAGGAAAGUGCCAGUGUCACAUUUUAAUAUUAAUGGGACCUGUUUUAAGCCUCUGGAGGUCUGUUUUGUUGGCGAGCAGAAGCCCAGGGGAAUGUCACGUCUUCCUGUUGAUAAAAUGCCUUGGCGUCACAGCACAACACUCCACAACACUGCACACUGCUAAGCCCUACAAACUCUGCCUAAACCAAGUAAGCCAACCAUGACAGCACUAUUAACAUGAAUAGCAUGAACGGCUAGAUUUGACCUUCCUCGUGUAUUAUUUUUUUUACUUCUAACCAUGUGAAGUUGAUGGUCUUUAGCAUGUCUCCCGUUUGAAUGUUUUUAAAAUGUCGACUCAUGGUGGAUAGUUUUUAUUCAGAGUGCUUUUAACUGAGCCCAAAACCCAGGCAGUGUUUGAGCCGUGCUCUCUGUUGCCAUGCUCUUUAUGUUAGAUGCUGAGAUUUUACAGAUUUUUCCCAACAGAAACAUUUAAUUUUUAACGAGUUACAAUGAAAUGAAAUGAAACACUGCAUGUCGGCGAGAUAUAAUCAUGACAAGGCUUUGAACAAAUCCUUCAAAUUUGGUUGGAUCCCUCAAAAGUGGGCAUAGCCUAGUGAAUACAGAGUGAUACAGAGCUGUGGAGGGCUGUUGGUCUCUGCCGACACCUUCCUCAUGUGUUGGUUCAGGAGGGUGAGGAUGAAGGUGAAAUGAAUAAAUUAGACUUAAAGCAGCUGUGCAGAACUUUACGUUUUCAUUGAUAAUAGUGCCCCCUUUGGUCGAAGCGGUAUGACACCCACAGCCUGGUGUCGUAAAAUUCCGACUGCAGCCGGCAUUCGGCUUCAUUCGUAAAAUCUCGUCUACAAACGGCAAUUACCGCAUGCAUUUGUUUUGGAGAGCGAGAGGAAAAUCAUAAGUGUUCUGGUGUAGCUCUGAAUUUCUUAUAAACUGAGGACAACUGCCUGCUGUAUAUUUGUGUUCAUGGUCAAAGUCACAGAUAAUUUUGUGGCGUUUGUUGUAACGUUACUAGACAAAAGCAGUUCACAUCAGCUAACGUUACAUUUAGCUUGCUUAUAACUUCCAUGUCGUCAUAUAUUGAAGUGAAACAACGUCUAACAAGUUGCGGUAUAUUCUCUAAAUAAAAACAAAAAUUACAUACCUGUCGAUUAGGAAAAGGGCCAACUCGGGAUCAGUUUUAAAAGCUUUCAAAUCUCUCAGCUCUCUCCACUUGGUGAAUGCCCGACCGAGGUUUACACGUGUUUGGGCUCGAGCUCUAUCACUGUCCCGUUUAGCCUUCUUCUGUUCUUUUUCUUUUAGAUGGUGCUCCUUCUUUAUCUGCCAUGACAUCGAAAGUACAACCAAGUCCUUAUAGAUACAUCUGGUAAAACUGUUAUGUGUUCUGCAAUGCCCGUUGCAUACCGCUUACUCGAAGAACACUCUCUGUAAACACGGCUCUUCUUCUUCACUCAAUUUAUUGGUGGAUCGCAAACAACUUCCAGGUGCAUACCACCACCUACUGUACAAGAGUGUGCAAUGUGUCCGAAAUCAUUCACUACUCCCUACAACAUGUCAUUUAGCCUGUUUCUUAAAUCCUACUCGUAAACACGGCUCCUUCUUCUUCUGUGGUUUAAUGGCUGCGGGCCACUGCGGGCCGCAGUGGGCGUGCAGACUUACUUCUGCCUCCGGGUGCCGUAUUCUGGUUUUCUGACUCGACCAAGGCUACGCUAAAUAGCCAUAUAGAGAAAGGCUUUUUUGUCGCUGUUGGGUUCAAAUAAAUAUGCGGAUCUUCAAGGGGGGGUGAUACGAACUAGGGACAGUUUUAUAAAUGGUAAAAAGUUCCGCACAGCUGCUUUAAGCUAGAUUCUUUGCACGUGCAGACAAAGUUUUGGCCAACUCAUAUCCAAACACACACCUCGUGCUGUUAUAUCACUUUGCUGGCUACUAUAAGCCACUAGCUAAUGGUGAUGUGGUCUAAUAUGAUGGGCAGUGGCAGCAAUCAUGUUUCACUGAAUUCAUACACCUACAGGUUUAAGAUGAGUCAUCAAAAUAACCUAUUUUACAGAAAGACAGAAGAGCAGGGUUUUGAUAUUAAAACACUGAGAAAAAAAUUUACUUUUUAAAAAAAAACACGUUACAUACAACAAGAGAUAAAGAUUAACAUCGGGACAGGAAAAGCUUGAUAAACGCAUUUUUGGUCCAUUGUGUCUUCAGAGCAGACCAUUGUCACCCUGUCGUGUGAGAUUAGCAAUUCUCUCUAACAUACUGUUCUAAAAGGUGUUUUUAACGAUAAACAAAGAACCUUGAGUGACCGUUAACGGCUUUUCAGAUGAAUUGAGAACUUCUCGUACAGUGUGCUUCGCUGAACAGAAUGUAUUGUACAAGAAAAAGGUGCCUCAGAGCAGCCUCAUGAGCCCCCGACACCCUCACAAUGUAAAGACACCUGGAUGUGUGCGUAGCUAAAUUAUUAUCCUAGAAACUAAAGUGUGAAAUCCAAUCUGCCAGCGCAAGAGAAAGUGUGCACUUUGCCUGCCCAACUGUUGAUUGUAUUGAAAAGCCAAAGUUGUGCUCUGUUCUGAUGUGGCGCACGUGUGUGAUGUCAUGUUACUGCAGCAUUUAACGGCUAGAAUGUAUUUAAUUGCUGACAUAGACCUUAUGCGCACUCAUCUUCUAGGUUCUUGCAUCAUCUUUGUUUGCUUCCUAAAGUCAGAUGCAGUGCCACUGAACACGCAGUAGGUUCUCGGCAGAGAUGGUCUUCUCUUCUUUUUCUUAACGUGCCAAAUCAGGCAUCACUGAGGCCCGGGAAAGCUAAUGCUGGAAUUACAUCACGCAGUAGGGUGGUGAGUUCAGACAGUUACAGACGUUUUUAAAAAAAAAAAAAGGAAAAGGUUGGGGUAUGCACUUAAAAAUCCUAGUUCUCAUUGCCUUUUUGUCCAAAAGGACUCUGUAAGAAGAAAGUUAGCCUAGUAAGCAUGUUUCUCAAGCAGCAUAACACGUGUGUAUGGUGUACAUUUUGACGCAGCAUUAAGCAGUAUGUAUGUACAGUUACAGUCCAACUUCUUUUUCUAUGGUAGGCUUCAUGUGUGACGAACCUGUAGUGUUGGUAUCUUUCCUAUCCUUUCCCAUGUAUCCUCCAAAUUGAUUGUGUGAGUGCGUUUGUGUGCAUUGAUUGUCUCUCUGUACAGGUUGCAGAGCUUCAUUGGCUGGCCCCAAUGAAAAACCCACACUGUGUGUAUAUACAUGUCCAUGUGUCUGUGUGUGUGACGACACUUAACUGUUGAAGUGGUGGUGUCUCUAAAUGUUUUGUAAGCCUUCCCCCCCCCCCCCCGCUGGCUGCUCUGUGCCAGAGAAGGAAAAACAAAAAAUGCUGAAGUUUUUGCAUCGUUUGUAAGGAAACAUAAAGGAGGGGGAACUUUUUUCAUACAUAAGUUGUAAAUGUUUUACUUGAAAUAUCAUGAAUGAAAACCACAGCUGUAUUUUGUUGGUUUAAAGUUGAGACGGAGGUAGUGCAGUGUCUAUUUAGUACUGACUGUGAGAGCGUGUGUGUGUGUGUGUGUGUAUAUUGUACUGUUGAAGGUUGAAGCAUUGUGUACAAGCUGUUUGAUACUGGCGGUGAAUGUAAGUGAUGCCACAGUCCUGAAUUUCAGUGAAGACGCAACUAAACUAAUGAAGGUUGUGCUCGAGUCCAAACUCUUCAAACCAGGUGCAGUGAGAACUAUGACAGUGUUUCGCAGGCUUUAAUAAGAUUUAAUAAUCUUAGAUUUUCAUCAGCCUCAAACUCGUAGAAGUUACGUCCAGCAGCUGAUUAAUAGUUCUCACAUCUUCUCAGAGCAUGUUUGUUUGUUUGAAAGUUCUCCUGACAAUGAAUUGGAGCAGGAAUUGCAAUAUUGUUGCACUAGUUUUUCCUCUUUUUGGACUUUGAUGGCACGCAUGCACCAAAGUCUCUGAAACACAGGUCCAUAUUUACAUAUCCGUCUGCCUGUAUGGAUAAACAAUCUGCAGGAGUUUUAGUAUCAUAUAAUGAUACGUAAUCACUGUACCUGCUGUUUUACAAAGUAAGAUGAAGUUGGAAAUAGUUGAUCUUCAGCCGCCCAUGUGUGCAGAAAAAUACUGAUUGAUUUUCUGUUAAGUUUAACAGAGAGGAGGGAAAUCGUACUGUGCCCCUGCUAAUACAAUCAUAUGGUCUGAGCUAUGAUUCCAAGAUGAACAGUGGACAUAAUAACACAAACACCCAGAUAAUAUAAUGCACCUCAAUGCAAUAUCCAUGCAGUAAAUGCUACUUUAGUGAAGCCUAUAUUGUUCUGUUUUUGAUGGGUCUUUAUUGAAAGGUAUUUCCGUUACUGUUCCUGUUUGUUCACUUGAUGGACAGACGGCCGUUGUAUUUCGUGAAUAUGGCCGCAAUAUGGCUGCUUUCUGUAAAGCAGUUCAAAACAGUCAGUCCCACUUUUAGUGCUGUUUGUUUAAACACAAACUGUGUUGUCUAAAAGCCUUUGAAUGGGCUUUAAACAGGGUGAACAUCCAGGGUUUCAAACUGUUGCACUUCAAACAGCAAAUAUGACUAAUCAUGAAGAUUAUUGAUCAUUUGUGAUCAUUCUUGAGGCCUCUGAAGUGUGCUAAAUUCUUACUUCAAGGAGAAACAUUGACUAAACGGUCUGUGGAUUCAUGUAUGCAGUGCUACAUUACAGUGUACAGCUAAUAUAUUUCCAUAACAUACCAUGCUGUCAGAACCUUAACCUAUACUAUGAAUGAAUGUACAACGGGCCAAUGUAUUGUUUUUCCACAGCCUACCUGCAUGAGAUUGGGUAAAGAUGAAUUUUCAUCUUGCUACAUUGUUUGUUUGUUUGUUUAGUCUGCUAAGCAGCCAUACAGAUGUUUAUAAAUUAAUGCCUUAAGUUUGCUCUGUGUAGGAACAGUUUCAUCGUCAAAAUAACCUGCAUUUUUUUUUUUUUUAUUUAUAAAUGUAUAUUGUGUUUCAUUUUGGCUCCCUGGUCACAGAGUAAAGGUUUGUACCCUGACUGACUGACUGACUGGUCAUCUGAGUGUUCUGUGAAGAUGUACAAAUAAAUUUGUUAAACAUUCACCCAGCUGUGUUUGCUCUCGCAGUGUACGGUCUGUAAUGAAGCAUUUGGUUAAAUCUGGUACGCCAUGACUCUAAUUUUUGAUUUUAUCUUCAGGGUUUUCACUUCAUCAAAAUCUUUGGAAUAUCUCAGUUUAAAAGGGAAUUUCAGCAACUCAGAAGGACUAAAUCUGAUUGUUUAUUCUCUGUGAAGAACAACAACAUCAGUAGAUCAGAACAACCAUUUGGGUCAAUGACAGUGCAACAACUCUGUUAAAGGAAAUCAUGGAAACAGCAUCAAAAACACUGAACUAUUUCUCAUGAUAAAACAGAGCUGAAUAUUUAUUAUUUGUUAUGAAUGAGGUGCUUUUAUGUUCACACUGAAACCAGCACAUGACAUUUUAUUUUCUUACAAAUUUUUCCCGUUUGACAAUGACAGGUUUACGAUGUACCUUUUCCCAUGUUCUCACAUCUCUAAUGAAUGGACACAGAAAAUGAAUUGCUCAUUAUUUUGAUUUACUCAAACUGACACUGAUUUUCCUCAUGUAACUAGCAAUUAAUGUGGUAACAAUCUAGAGCUCUGUCAUAAUUUUUAGUCCUUUUUUCCAGCGCUUACUGAGGAGUUACAAGGCUCCUUUUUUUAACCUAAACUGCUUAUUUUAUUAAGAUUUCACGUGUAGUUGUAAAUCUUCAUAACACCCCUGAGGAUGUUCCUUCUAAAAAGAAA